Messenger RNA from Rhinopithecus roxellana (golden snub-nosed monkey), 955 nucleotides. It is a transcript of the gene NAA10, whose product is annotated as N(alpha)-acetyltransferase 10, NatA catalytic subunit. Gene Ontology annotation, cellular component: NatA complex. Gene Ontology annotation, biological process: N-terminal peptidyl-glutamic acid acetylation. Gene Ontology annotation, molecular function: protein-N-terminal-glutamate acetyltransferase activity; protein N-terminal-serine acetyltransferase activity. NCBI's taxonomy places the organism in Eukaryota, Metazoa, Chordata, Mammalia, Primates, Cercopithecidae. The coding region runs from base 238 to 897 and encodes 219 amino acids. The transcript has 8 exons. The record is from RefSeq and is a predicted model, not a curated record.
GCGCACCGCCCCUUCCGCCACCGCCCAGCGAGCCCAGCCCCGGUCCCAGCCCCGGCCGUCCCGGCGUCGCUUCGGAGCGCGGCGGCAGCUGACUGCGCCUUCACGAUCCGCUGGGACCCGCGAGCCCCGCCGCCGUUAUGAACAUCCGCAAUGCGAGGCCAGAGGACCUAAUGAACAUGCAGCACUGCAACCUCCUCUGCCUGCCCGAGAACUACCAGAUGAAAUACUACUUCUACCAUGGCCUUUCCUGGCCCCAGCUCUCUUACAUUGCUGAGGACGAGAAUGGGAAGAUUGUGGGGUAUGUCCUGGCCAAAAUGUGAGUCACCAAGGAGGAAGAGAGAAGCUACACGUGUCUGGUGGAUGCCUCUGGAAGAGGACCCAGAUGAUGUGCCCCAUGGACAUAUCACUUCAUUGGCUGUGAAGCGUUCCCACCGGCGCCUCGGUCUGGCUCAGAAACUGAUGGACCAGGCCUCUCGAGCCAUGAUAGAGAACUUCAAUGCCAAAUACGUCUCCCUGCAUGUCAGGAAGAGUAACCGGGCCGCCCUGCACCUCUAUUCCAACACCCUCAACUUUCAGAUCAGUGAAGUGGAGCCCAAAUACUAUGCAGAUGGGGAGGACGCCUACGCCAUGAAGCGAGACCUCACUCAGAUGGCCGACGAGCUAAGGCGGCACCUGGAGCUGAAGGAGAAGGGCAGGCACGUGGUGCUGGGUGCCAUCGAGAACAAGGUGGAGAGCAAAGGCAAUUCACCUCCGAGCUCAGGAGAGGCCUGUCGCGAGGAGAAGGGCCUGGCUGCCGAGGACAGUGGUGGGGACAGCAAGGAUCUCAGCGAGGUCAGCGAGACCACAGAGAGCACAGAUGUCAAGGACAGCUCAGAGGCCUCCGACUCGGCCUCCUAGAGCCUGCCCCAUCCCUUCCUCACCCCACGAGCUUUUACAAUAAAUUCGCUCCGUGGCA